GAGGCGGAGGCGAAGGCGGGCGGACAUGCCUCGCUCCCGCUCCUCCUAUCCCCGCGCCCCGCCUCCCUCCCGCGCCUUCCCGCCGCCCGUCCCCCGCGCACGGCGUGUCUCGCCUCGCGCCGUCGCCGCUGCCGACGCGGCCGCCGCUGGUGCUGGGGCUGCUGCUGCGGGAACAAAGGAGGGAAGCGGCGGCGGCGGUGCCGCCAGCUCCGCGCCCCCCUGCCCUCCUGCACACUGCCCGGAGACACCCGCGGCGCCUUUUCCAACACCCGCCGCGGGGUUUCUGGCCCCCACCGGGAAUAGCAUCGAGAUGACUCAGGAGACAAACCAGACCCCAGGGCCCAUGCUGUGUAGUACAGGAUGUGGAUUUUAUGGAAAUCCUAGGACAAAUGGGAUGUGUUCUGUUUGCUACAAAGAGCAUCUUCAGCGGCAGCAGAAUAGUGGUAGAAUCAGCCCAAUGGGAACAGCCAGUGGUUCCAACAGUCCUACCUCAGACUCUGCAUCUGUACAGAGAGCAGACACUAGCUUAAACAACUGUGAAGGUGCUGCUGGCAGCACAUCUGAAAAAUCAAGAAAUGUGCCUGUUGCCGCCUUGCCUGUAACUCAGCAAAUGACAGAAAUGAGCAUUUCAAGAGAGGAAAAAGUAACACCGAAAACAGAGACUGAACCAGUUGUUACUCAACCAAGCCCAUCAGUUUCUCAGCCUAGUACUUCACAGAAUGAAGAGAGGGCUCCUGAACUGCCCAAACCAAAGAAGAACAGAUGUUUCAUGUGCAGAAAGAAGGUUGGCCUUACAGGAUUUGACUGCAGAUGUGGAAACUUAUUUUGUGGACUUCACCGUUAUUCUGACAAGCAUAACUGCCCAUAUGAUUACAAAGCAGAAGCUGCAGCAAAAAUCAGGAAAGAGAAUCCAGUUGUGGUGGCUGAAAAAAUACAGAGAAUAUAAAUUAACUGCUUGUGAAAAGACUGACUGACUUUUCAUUUUGUUUUUAAUACAUCCUAGAAAAACGUGAAAGAACAAGUGCAUGGCCUUUUUUCUCUGUUCUUCAAAGUUUUACUUUUAGUCUUGUCUGUCUUAAUGGUAUUUCAGAAUGUUUGAGUGUUUGUUACAGGCAGAAUUGGAUAGAUACAGCCCUUGAAAAUAUAUAUGCCCUCCCCAGAAUAUAAUUGAAUGAUCAGAAACCUGCACAGGAAUACACAUGCACAGAGGACGGACUCUAGGUCAUAUGUGCCAACAGAUGUAUGCUAUCUGCAUAUUUGCAGCAGAUCUGCCUUUCAAGAUGUGUUUGAGGUACAUAAUCUUUGGCUAGUGUUAUUUACCUGUUUUGGAGAAGGAUAUAUCAAAAUUAUUGGCAGUCUACUUCUAGCAUUUAAAAUCUCAUCCUAAUUUUGGCUUCCACACUCCAUUGUUUUCCAGCGGAAUGUAAGCUAUGUAUAGGGGCCUACCAUUCCAGUAAGAUGAGUGUUGGUGCCAUAUUUAAGGAAGUCAUUGUAUCAAUUCCACUGAGAAAAAUGGAAAAAAAUCAGAUAAGUAUGAGAAGAAAACUGGUUUGGAAAAGAUUACAUUAACUUUAGAAUCGUGAAAAUACAUUGGCAAAGGAGAUGUCCUGCUAGGAAUUUAUGAACUGGCCUGCAGACAGAGUCGUCUGCUUUUCCUUUCAUAGCUGAAAAUGUUGUGUACCACAAUAUUAUUAAGAUUGGUAUGCAGAAAAAAAACCAUAUGUUUUUAGACAUACCACAGCAGCUUUAUCAAGCAACAUGUCUGAUGAGUAAGUUGCUGAUGUGUUAGAGCAGUUUAUUAUUCAUAUACUACUUACAUUCUGUGUGUUCGGAGUUCAAAAGAAUGUUAGGAGUUAAUUUUUUCUAGUUUUAAAUGUAGCAGUUGCACCGUUCUGCAUGGAAAACCAUACCCAACAUGGCUGCUGUAGAUUUAAGUGGUAGCUGGAACCACUCUUGGAGGGCUGCUUUAUCAUUUUUAAUUGUACUUGGGUGUAGGACUGUAGUGUUCUUGGGUGUAUUGCAUGGGCUGCAUUAUCUACAGCAUUGUACAAUAACAACUCUAGAAAAGACAGUAUACUUCACUGAUGCUUGUCUGGUAAUAUCACUUCUGUGUUAUAAUGGAAGGGGUUUUUGUGAUGUAUGAAACUUGUGAUUUUUAUAUAAACAAGUACGGUUUAGACUAGUGUUGUGAUAAUGCCUGUUCUUAUCUGUAAAUAGUUACAUAUGUACACAAGGCGCUAUUCCUGAACUUCUGAUUUUUAUCGCAAUGUUCAAUCUUAGUUUUUACUUCACUAUUAAAGCAUCAGGUUUUUGCUUCUAACUUUGUUCUUCUGGGUUAUUAGAUAUGCAGACAUGUACAGAUAGUUCAUAUUUAUGUAUUGCACAUAAUCAUGCUACCCAGCAUCUAUGGUAUAUUGUAUUAUGUAAAUAAUAAAAAUCAUGUACAGAAGGAAAUAA
This is a messenger RNA of Strigops habroptila (Kakapo), 2457 nucleotides long. It is a transcript of the gene ZFAND5, whose product is annotated as zinc finger AN1-type containing 5. The coding region runs from base 26 to 946 and encodes 306 amino acids. Gene Ontology annotation, molecular function: zinc ion binding; DNA binding. The transcript has 6 exons. The record is from RefSeq and is a predicted model, not a curated record. Lineage: Eukaryota; Metazoa; Chordata; Aves; Psittaciformes; Psittacidae.